Molecule: messenger RNA, 8105 nt
Organism: Larimichthys crocea (large yellow croaker)
Lineage: Eukaryota; Metazoa; Chordata; Actinopteri; Sciaenidae
Product: nucleoprotein TPR
Exons: 55
Coding region: 167-7765 (2532 amino acids)
Biological process (GO): mRNA export from nucleus; regulation of mitotic spindle assembly; protein import into nucleus
Cellular component (GO): nuclear pore
Molecular function (GO): structural constituent of nuclear pore
Source: RefSeq, a predicted model, not a curated record
UCAAUUGUAUUUUGAAAGUUCAGAGCGGACAUCCCGUCUUUGUAUGAGCGUCUCUUGACUCUUCCUCGGUGAGUUAUCAGCGGGUUUGCGGACGGCGAAGAGCACAAAAUUAUUUCCCCGGAGUUUGGUGUCCGUUCACAGUGAGUUGUCGGGAGGAUAGGUGGAGAUGGCGGCCGUCCUGCUGCAGGUUCUGGAGCGGGCGGAGUUGAACAAACUCCCGAAAGGCGCACAAAACAAGCUGGAGAAGUUUGUGACGGAGCUGCAGAAUGCUAACGAGGCGCUCAAGACCCAGCAUGAGCGGCUCAAAGCGGACAGCGAGCAGCAGUACUUUGACAUUGAGAAGAGACUGGCGGAGAGUCAGGAACAGAUCCUGUCUGCCACCAAAGACCUGCAGACGCUCAAGGAGGAGAACAAAAAACUCAAUGAAGAGCUGAGCACUCUGAAGGGAAUAGAGGGAGAGACCUCUGAAGACAAACCACCACAACAGCAAACCAAAGCCAAGUAUGAGAUUGAGGCAGAGAAGAGAGAGCUGGCGAGGCUGCUGGAGAAGAGGACGCAGGAGGCAGAAAACCUUACCGAGGAUGUGAAGCGUCUGAAUGAGAAGCUGACAGAGACCAGCAAAGUCAAGAUGGAACUGCAGUUGAAGCUGGAUGAGCUACAGUCAUCUGAGGCGUCUGUACAGCACCGGGAGAAGCGCAUGGAGCAGGAGAAAGAGUUGCUGGAGAAGAAAAUCGAGUGGUUAACGACAGAACUGAAGACCAAAACUGAUGAGCUGUUGAACACCAACAGAGAGAAAGGCAAAGAGAUACUGGAGCUACAGGGCCGCCUGAAGACCAGCGAGGAGCAGGUGAACAGACUGGAAAGUCAGCUCACUUCUCUGAAGGAAACCAUUGAAAGCCAGAAUAAAAGAGCCGGAGACCUCAACACAAAACUGAAACAGGCUAAAGACGAGCAGAGUGCCAUGGAGGAGAAAUACCGCAACGAGCUCAACGCUCACGUCAAACUGUCUUCACUCUACAAGGGGGCAGCAACAGACAUGGAGAGCAAGAACCAAGAACUGAGCAGAGCAGUGGAAGAGCUCAGCAAGCUGGUUAAAGACAGCGGGGAAGCCAAUAAGUCUCUAGAAAAGAAGGUGUCGGAGGGAGAAGAACUAAAGACGAGGCUUGAGGCAGAGCUCAGAGAGAAGGUCAAGAAAAUGGAGAAGGAGCUGGAAAACGCCACAAUGAAGGCUGCUGGCAAACGCUGCUGUGUGCCCUCCCUGACUGAGGAGCAGUUGGACACCAUGUGUCCAUCAGCAGCUGCCAUCGCUGCCAUAGUCAAACCCGGCAUGAAGUUCUUUGACCUGUACAACGCGUAUGCAGAGUGUCAGAUGCAUCUUCAGCUGGAGAAGCAGGAGACCAGGAGAGUGAGCAGAGUGCUGGACGAGAUUGUCCAGGAGGUCGAGUCCAAGGCUCCAGUCCUGAAGCGUCAGAGAGAGGAGUACGAGAGCAUGCAGAGAUCCAUGGCCUCUCUGUGCAACAAGCUGGAGCAGGCUCGAACGGAGAUCUACAGUUUGCAGAAAGAGAAAGAGGAGGCCAAGCAGCGCUGUGACAGCAUGGAAAGAGACAAACUGAGGACAGAGAGACAGCUAGAGGACACAUCUACACAGGUGUGUACUCUUCUGGUGGAGCUAGAAGAAGCCAGAGGUAAUCAGGUGACCAAGGACGACGCCAACAUUUCCAGCACCUCUGAGGUCAUCAGUCAGUGCCCGCUGUCCUUCCGAAGUGUGGAGGAGCUGCAGAGGCAGAACCAAAGCCUGCUGGGAAGGCUGAGGGAGCUGGAGGAGGAGAAGGACAGACAGCAGAGCCAAGUAACGUCAGCACGUGUGUCUGAGUUGGAGGUCAGUGUGGAUAAGCUUCAGAAGGAGGCAGAGCAGCUGAGAGAGCAGAGGAACCAGCAGAAACAGCUGGCAGACUCCAGCACCAGACAGAGAGACAUGUACAAGGCCCUGCUGACACAGAGCACCGGCUUCAGCCUGCCUGCUCCAGGUCCAGAUUCUACAUCCCUUCCUGCGCAUGUCAGGCCCUCAGUCCCAGCGACUCGCUCUACUCCUCAGAGAGCUGCUGCUGCUGAGUCAGCACAGACUGCUCAGGCUAAAGCUGCGUUGAAACAGCUGAAUGAUGCCUUCACCCUGUACAAGAAGGAAAAGGCAGAGAACGACAAGAUGUUGAAUGAAACAAACGACAAGCUGCAGAAGCAGCUGACAGAACUCCGCUCGAGCCAUGCCAAGCUCACCUCCCAACUAGAAUUCAGCAACAAGAGGUAUGAGAUGCUCCAGGAGACUGUAUCAGCCUACCGCAGAGAGAUUUCAGCCCUACAGGACAGGACUCAAAAAAUGGCUGCAACGGCCCAGCGACACGAGUACAUCAUUCACACAAUGAGCCAGGACCUGAGAUUGUCCAAUGAAAAACUGGCACUGGAGGAGGUGCGCGUAGAGAACUUGACUAAAGAGAGAGACAUGUUGAGACAAGCGGAGAGUCGACUCAAUCGAGAAAAAGAAGCCAUGCUGGCUGAGCAACGUAACCAGAACCUGCUGCUCACCAACCUCAAGACGAUACAGUUGACUAUGGAGCGCACAGAGACAGACAGCCGCCAGCGGCUGAACAACAAGAUCGAGCAACUGGAGGCAGAACUGGCUUCAAUGAAGACCAGGCUGGACCAGGAAGUAGCACAGAGACACAGCCUUGGACGCACCAUGGAUGCUCAGCUAUUAGAAGCUAAGAAACAGCUGGAGACCCAGAACACCUUGCAGCAGAAGACCAGGGAGUUGUUGCGUGGCUCUGAGCAGCAGGUGACAGCACUGAAAGCCCAGCUGGCUUCUCCUUCAUCCUCUGAGACCACCACCACCCCCAGCAUCACGACCACCCCAGCUACCAGAGCUGCAGCCCUCAGAGCCCCGCUUCGAGUGCGCUCUCCAGUGCCAGCAGCCUCUCAGCAGCCCAGCCAAUCAGAGCAGGAGCUUGUGGAGGUGAAAGGUCACCUGCGUUCUGCCGAGGAACAAAUUGGUGAACUAACAGAGCAGAUAAAGAAUGCUAAUGCUAGUGUGGAGCAGUACAGGGCUGUGGUGCUGGCUCUGGAAGACAGUCUGAAGAAAGAAAAGGAGUCUCGCUCCCCUCUGGAGAUCCGGCUGAAGGAGUCGGAGGAGCUGCAGAAGCAGCUGGAGAAGAGGAUUUUAGAGUUAGAGAGAAUGAAGCAGCAGGAGCAAGAACUCAAGAGAAAGGCUGUGGAGGAGGUGGAAAAACAGGUGUGUGAGCUGCAGCGCAGUCUGAAGGCCAGCCAGGCAGAGCAGCAAGAGGCGCUGGAGAGAUCUACUGCUGCUGUCACACUGGAGCAGAAGGCCAUACAGGAAAGCCUGCUGCAGACGAAACUAGCUGGAGAGGCGCAGGCUAAGUAUGAGCGGGAGCUCAUGCUUCAUGCUGCUGACGUGGAGGCCCUGCAGGAGCUAAAGAAAAGAUCCCAGCAAGAAGCAGCACGGAAGAGGGAGUUAGAGGAGCAACUGAACAAGACCUCUUCACUCCUGCAGGAGAAAACCAAAGCCUGGAACACAGUAGAGAGACAGCUGAAGGAGGAUCUGUCCAAUAAGACUCGUCACUGUGCGGAGCUGGGGAAGCAGAAUACACUCCUGCACCAACAGAUGGAUGACAUGGCCUCCAGCAAUCGUCAGGCACAGCAGCAGCAGCUGCAGCAGGUUGACCUGUCGUUCAGUGAGGAAGGGAAGACCACUGAACAGAUACUAGAAAUACUCAGGUUUGUGCGGCGUGAGAAGGAGAUCGCCGUGGCUCAAUCCGAGGCGUCUGAGGGAGAAGCUCUUCGCUACAAACAGAGAGUGGAACACCAAGACAGAGAAGUGAAGGAGCUACAGGAAGCUCUGAACGCUGAGAGGGAGAAAAUGCAGGCCACAUCAAAGACUCUGGCCCAGCAGGAGGAACAGCUGAAGAAGAUCGAGACUCUCGGUGUUCUCCAAGAAACCAACAGGAUGCUGAAAAUGGACAAAGACAAACUGGAACAGGAGCUGCAUCAAGCUCAGGCUAAAGUUACGAAGCUGCAGUCAGACAUCAGCCCGCUGCAUCACUCUUUGUCUCAGCUGUCAGAGAAAAAUGGCUCCCUGCAGGCCGACAAGAGGAUCCUGGAAGAAGACCUCAAACGCCUGAAGGCUAAAACACAGCAACUGAUCAGCCAACAGAAAGACGGUGAUGUCGAGGAGAAGCAAAAACUCACCACUGAGAGAGAAACUCAGCAGAGACGCAUCGCACAGCUGGCUGAAGAGACAGCCAAGCUGAAGACUGAACUGGCAAGAUCCAGUGUCAGCAGUAACUCUGCUCAGUCUCAGCUGCAAGGCCUCAGAGACUCUCUGGCCCGUCUGAUGUCGGAGAGAGACACCCUUAAAAAAGACCUGGAAUCCAAAAACAGCGACAUCCUGGAGAAGAACAAGACCAUCACCCAGGUCAAGAAGAUUGGACGACGCUACAAGACCCAGUAUGAGGAGCUCAAAGCCCAGCAUGACAAGAUGGUUGCAGAAACGGCUGCUAAAGCGGGAAGUGAGACGGGUCAGAGCAAGGAGGUACAGCAGGAGCUGACGAAAGCACAGGAGGAGCUCAACAAGGCAAAAGAGGAGCUGAACACACUGAAGGAGGAGGCGCAGAAAAAACAGGAGGAGGCCCAGAAGUCUAAGCAGGAACUGGAGGAGGCCCAGAAGGAAAACCAGCAGACCAAGGAAAAGUUCCAGGAGGUCCAGAACCAGCUGACACAGAACCAGAACCAGCUGACACAGGUCCAAUCCCAGUUGUCUCAGACCCAGACUCAACUGCAGCAGAAUCAGAACCAGCUGACCCAGAGUCAGAAAGAGCUUCAGCAAGCAAAGACCCAGACCCAGCAGGCACAGAACCAGUUGAAAUCAGUUCAGGCUCAAGCUCAGGCCCGUCAGAACCAGAUUCAGCAGUUCCAGAGGGAGCUCCAGCAGGCUAAAGACACCAUUCAGCAGAACCUUACUAAUCAGAAAGAGCUACAGCAGAGCCAACAGAGCCACAACCAGGAAGUCAGCAACCUCAAGACUGCUCUCAGCCAGACAGAGAGCAAGGUGACUGAGCUUCAAGGUCACAUGGACAACCUGCAGAAGUUAAUUGGUGAGCGUGAAGCAGACAUCAAGCGUCUGCAGGAGCAGCUGACUGAAGCUAACCAGGCUAUUGAAGCUAACCAAGCUACACAUGCCAACCAGAGCCAGAGUUCUCAGUCCAUCCAGGCCAGUGACGCUAAUGCUGCUGGUGAGGCUAACCAGGCGCUACAAGAGGAGCUAGCAAAACUGAGACAAGAGCUUUCUGAGGGCAAGAACCGAGAGGAGCAGCUCAGACAGCAGAUGGCUGAAAAAGAGGAAAAGACCAAGAAGGUGUUCAUGGGAGCCAAGACCAAAAUCAACCAACUAAACAGUGCCAAGGAGCAGCUCAGUCAGGAGAACGAAGAGCUGAAACAAAGUAAGGAGGAGCUGGAGGUGAGAAUGAGCGCCCUCAAGUCUCAGUAUGAAGGACGAUUUCUUCGGCUGGACCGAGAGCUGAGAGAACUGAGAGAGACGCAAGCACACUCUGAACCCAGAGAGGAACCACAGGACCAGAGUGGAGCCAAGGUGGGUGAUCAGGCCAGGUCUACAGACCAGAGACAGAUAUCUUUGAAGAGCCCUGCCCAAGACAGAGGAAGCUCCAGCAUGACUGAUCCUCCCACUGCCAACAUCCGCCCUACCCCAAGUACUCCAUCUCCUGGCAACAAGCCAAGCCCCUCCACUGGUAGCAAGGCUACACCCCGAGCCAGCAUCCGGCCUAUGGUUACCCCGGCAACUGUCCCCAUCCCGACGCCCACCGCCACAGUCAUGCCGACCACACAGACUGACAGCCAAGAGGUGCUGAUGAGCGCAGGAGCCUCUGUACACUCUACCAGCUCUAGUCUGGUAAACACGCCCACAUCAAUAACUCAGCCAACCAGCACCCAGGCCACAGCUUUUGUUCAGCCCACCCAGCAGCAGGUAGCCAAUCAGGAUGCAGGCCCCAGUAUGGAGGCAGAGCGACCAUCUACAUCCUCCUCUCUGAUUGGAACAGCCGGUUCAAAACGAAGCAGAGAGGAGGAGGAGGAAGACGAAGAGAGCAGACCGGAGAGUUCACACACACCUCCAACCACUAAAAAACUACGACUGAAACCAACAAUAGCACUGCAGAUGGAAGGUGAUGAAGAGAUCGAAGGAGAGCUGAGGGAUGAAGGAGAACAACAGGAUUCACCAGAUGACAGUCAGGAGCUUCCAGAGGAGGGUUUUCCUACCUUAGCCGAAGAUGACGAGGACAUUGAGGAAGAAGGCGUGUCCCAGUCUGUGCCCUCUGAUCUGGGCUCUGCUCUUAUUCGGGAUGUCAUCGUGAUCGAGACAGACAGUGACAGCCGUGAGAGCAAGGAGGGGGAGGCGAAGCAGGAGGACGAAGGUGAAGAGGAGGAAGAAGAAGAAGAAGAGGAGGAGGAGGAGGAAGAAGAAGAGGAGUACAAGGAGGAAGAGGAGGAUGACGAUGAAGAUGAUGCUGGUGACAGUGGGAUGAGAGAAGGAGAGGAGAGCAAUGAGGCGAGCAGGGAGGCAGAAGAGGAGGGAGGGGAGGAGGAGCCAUCGGAUGCCCCCAACGCAGAGGAGAACAUGUGCGGAGCGUCGUUGGACUCCCAGCGUCCCUCUGAGCCAUCGCACAGCAGUGAAGGCAGCAGUGGCGCCACAUCAGAGUCCGAUCCACCCAGAGAGUCGGUACACUUUGCCUCGACUCCCUCCUCCUCCUCUGCACUCUCCCCUUCCCUCUCCUCCUCAUCCCUCACACCCCGCCUCCCCCAACCACGGAGGCCCCCACACCCCCUCCCACCACGGCUCUACAUCCAACCUCCAGCUCCGGAGCUGGGACCCCCCCACACACAGAGACAGCCGUCUCAGCUGCGCAGGCCUUCAGGAGGAGGACGCGGACCUCAACUGACACCUGGAAUAGGCAGCAUGCAACAUUUCUUUGAUGAGGACGACAGAAUGGUUCCCAGUACUCCCACACUGGUAGUCCCACACCGCACUGAUGGCUUUGCUGAGGCUAUACAUUCUCCUCAGGUAGCGGGUCUGACCAGGUUCAGGUUUGGACCCCCAGAGGACCUCCUACCUCAGACGUCAGCAUCACACUCUGACCUGGGACAGCUGGCCUCUCAAGGAGCUGUUUGUGCAGGUCUGGGGAUGUACGAGUCUCCUCUGUUCCUGGCCGCUCACGAUGAAGAUGGAGGAGGGAGGAGUGUCCCCACCACACCUUUACAAGUGGCAGCACCAGUGACGGUUUUCACAGAGUCUCUGCCCUCAGACGGCGGCGACAACAUGGCGUCCCAGUCGGUUCCCAUGGUAACCGCCUCAACCGGGAUGGCUUCUGCUGCAGAUGAUGGUGACGAAGUCUUCAUGGAGCAGGAAGGAGACGGUCCUGGUAUUGAAUCCUCUCUGGAGAGCCAAACAGACAUGGAGGCGUCAGGACAGCAGAGUGAUGAUCCAUCACUGCCAUCUACCAGCCAAGAACCUGACACCAGCAGUGUUCCUCAGCGGCGCACAGUGAGCAGUCAGCCUCUGAUCAGCAGCCUGUCAGCCAGAGGAGCCAGAGGAGGGAGGGGGGAGGCCAGGACGCUACUCUCCCGCAGAGGAACUUACUCCCGAGGAGGAAGAGGAGGAGCCAUGGGCAGAGGGGGCAUCGCCUAAUUAAGAUGUCACCAGCAGGAACUCGGAGUCAUUUCAUCCAACAAGAAAAGAAAAAGACGACACUUUGCUCUCUGAUUAUUUUUUUUUGUUGAGACGUUCACUGUAAUAAUAAUAAAUAUUCUGUCUGACCUAAAUCAGUAAUCACACUAUUACAGAGACAUGUGACAGCUUUGUAUGUGUGCGAGCCUCUCUGAGCUCACACCGUGGAGUCCAGUGAGUUUUUAAGUUGUUUUGUAAUUCGUGUUUCCCGUGUAUUCACGAGAGCAGCCUUUGGUUUGUAAUUUUGUUAGUAUCUUAAUUUUGCUCUGUCUUUUAAUAAUAAAGCUGAAUAAUAAUAAUA